CAAAACCGCGGACCCAACCGCCUUGACAUCUAAACGCACAACCUAGCGUUCAUUUGUCCAAUGCGCACGCGCGUCACUAGAUACAGCAAGUGUGCGUGGUGACAGCUGCCCCGAUGAUAUCGAUGAACGUUCCUAGCGGCAACAGCAACCCGCACAGCAAACACGGCAAGAAGCAUAAAAAGAAAACUAAGAAACACCGCAAAGGACCGAGCGGAGACGUCUCCAAUUUGGAAAUUAGGCCCGAGAAUCCCAGCUCUGCCGACCUGUGUCACAUCCUCACAGUCCAUAGGUCCGCCUCUCCGCCGAAAUCUCCCCCGAAAUCUCCGCCCGAAUCUCCCCCCGAAUCUCCGCCUGCUCCCCCGCUCCACCUCUCUCAGAGCCCUCCGAAUCUCCAGCACCCUGGCCCCCCGACCCCGUCCAUACCCAUACCCCAGCCCCAUCCCGCCAUUGCUGCCCCUUGCCAUCCACCAUCCUCUGGAACACCACCCAAUUCUGUUGCCCCACCGUUGGUUACACCACCCACGCAGUUAAGCACACCACCCACUGCUAUUGCCUCUCCAUUGGUUACACCGCCCAGUUCUGUUGCCCCUCCAUCGGUUACACCACCCACACAGUUCAGUGCACUGCCCAGUUCUGUUGCCCCUCCAUUGGUUACACCACCCAGUUCUGUUACCCCUCCAUUGGUUACACCACCCAGUUCUGUUGCCCCUCCAUUGGUUACACCACCCGCGCAGUUCAGUUCACCGCCCGCUGCGCUCGUCCUACCAUCCCAGACACCCCCCUCGCAGCCCCUCAGCCCGCCCCCUCCCGACUUCACCCCGCCCCCACCCGAACUCCUCGGAUCGGAUGAUGAAGAGCAGGAAGACCCGUCCGAUUAUUGCAGAGGCGGGUACUACCCAGUGAAGAUCGGGGACCUGUUUAACGGCCGGUACCAUGUGGUGCGGAAGCUGGGGUGGGGCCACUUCUCCACGGUGUGGCUGUGCUGGGACUUGCAGAGGAAGAGGUUUGUGGCUCUGAAGGUGGUGAAGAGCGCUCAGCACUACACUGAAACAGCUCUGGAUGAGAUCAAGCUGCUCAGAUGUGUUCGAGACAGUGAUCCCAAUGACCCUCAUCGAGAAACCAUCGUGCAGCUCAUCGACGACUUCAAGAUAUCAGGGGUCAAUGGAGUGCACGUGUGCAUGGUGCUGGAGGUGCUCGGCCACCAGCUGCUCAAGUGGAUCAUCAAGUCCAACUACAUGGGCCUGCCCCUGAUCUGCGUGAAGACCAUCAUCCGGCAGGUCCUGCAGGGCUUGGACUACCUGCACACCAAGUGCAAGAUCAUCCACACGGACAUCAAGCCGGAGAACAUCCUGCUGGACGUGACCGAGGUGUACGUCAGACGGCUGGCUGCCGAGGCGACCGUCUGGCAGCAGGCGGGAGCUCCGCCCCCUUCCGGGUCCUCCGGCAACACCGCCCCAAAGGAGAAGCAGACAGGAAAAGUGUCCAAGAACAAGAAGAAGAAGCUGAAGAGGAAGGAGAAGAGGCAGCAGACGCUGCUGCAGGAGAGGCUGCUGGACCUGCAGAAGAUGGAGGGUGUGGACGGGACGCCCGCCCCCGAUCUCAUCAGCCCCCUCUGCUCCUCGUCCGCCCCCUCAGGGCCCGCACGCCCCACCCGGAGGCAGAGCCUGCUGCUGGACGAGGGGGGGGACCUCAGCAGGCACACGCACUCGUCCCCCGGGCACUCGGUUGUCAACGGUAACGGCCAUCCCAACGGCUCGGCCUCAGCCCUGGGCCCGGCCAGCCCGGAGUCGGGCUCGUCCUGGAUGGAGGAGGGCUGUAACGGGCUGCUGCGCUUCUCCAGCCCCGGCUCGGGUCUGUCGGGUCUCUCGGGCCUGUCCGGGUCCCUGAUAUCACACACCUCCGAGUCCACGCUGUCCACGCUGUCGGGGUACUCCACCGGGCGGGGCAGCUCGCUGCUCUCCCCACACAUGUUUGGCGCGGCGGAUUUCCUGGUGAACCCCCUGGAACCCCAGAACGCUGAUAAGAUCCGCGUGAAGAUCGCGGACCUGGGCAAUGCCUGCUGGGUGCACAAGCACUUUACGGAGGACAUCCAGACUCGGCAGUACCGGGCCCUGGAGGUCCUGAUCGGGGCGGAGUACGGCCCCCCCGCGGACAUCUGGAGCACGGCCUGCAUGGCGUUCGAGCUGGCCACCGGGGACUAUCUGUUCGAGCCGCAUUCAGGGGAGGACUACACUCGAGAUGAAGAUCACAUCGCCCACAUAAUCGAGCUGCUGGGGGCCGUCCCCCCCCACUUCGCACUUUCCGGGAGGUACUCCCGCGAGUACUUCAAUCGUAGAGGCGAGCUGAGGCACAUCUCCAACCUGAAGCCGUGGGGCCUGUUCGAGGUGCUGCUGGAGAAGUACGAGUGGCCGCUGGACCAGGCGGCCCAGUUCAGCGACUUCCUGCUCACCAUGCUGGAGCACGUCCCGGCCAAGAGGGCCACCGCCGCCCAGUGCCUCCAGCACCCCUGGCUCAGCUCGUAACCGCGCGGCGACGGUUGCUACGGUUACGCGCGGUUCGGCGGGCACCCUGUCCCGUCUGAACCGCCAGGUCAGUCCAGAGGGAUGAGACUCCACUUACCUGCUGUUACGAAGGCCGGCAUUUUCGAUCUCUGUUUGAGUCGGGGGUUAAUAGGGAAGUGGCGGUUUUAAAAUUCUUCGUUGAGCUCUUACCUCAAUCGAUGGGACUUUUAUUUAAACGAAACAAAAAAAAAAAACUGAAAUAGCUUUACAUUUUAUGUAAGUUGGUAGCAAUUUGGAAAUUUUUGAGUUUUCCAAUGAAAUGUUAUCUGUCACCUUGUUGUUGUUGUUGUGUCCCUUGUCACAUAUUUAAAAAAAAAAUAGUGCCUUGUGUGUGUCAAAAGAAAAAAAAAGAAAAAAAGAUUUACUGUGAGAGAAAACAAAAAGCUGUCUUCACCGUUUUUUUAUACGUCGCAAGUUUGUCAGAGGAAUGUUUGUUUUUUUUGAACAUGCAAUGUAUGAAAGUCCACUAAAUGAAUUAACAACUUAUCCCGUGUUCUUAUGAAUAAAUUUUUUGAAACCUGA
Messenger RNA from Anguilla rostrata (American eel), 3083 nucleotides. It is a transcript of the gene srpk3, whose product is annotated as SRSF protein kinase 3. The transcript has 16 exons. Lineage: Eukaryota; Metazoa; Chordata; Actinopteri; Anguilliformes; Anguillidae. The record is from RefSeq and is a predicted model, not a curated record. Gene Ontology annotation, biological process: peptidyl-serine phosphorylation; intracellular signal transduction; regulation of mRNA processing. Gene Ontology annotation, cellular component: nucleus; cytoplasm. Bases 114 to 2522 code for a protein of 802 amino acids. Gene Ontology annotation, molecular function: ATP binding; protein serine/threonine kinase activity.